GCAUUUGCAUCUCAGUUUCAAGUUAUUAUUCUAAGAGUGCAGUGCGGAAUCAACCCGAGAAAGAAUGACGUCAUUCUUAGAUGAGAUUUUAGUGAAUUUUCGCAUGUUCGGCCGGUACCACGGCGAGCUGAUGGUAUAUCUGGCCAUAGCGUAUUUGUGUAAUGGACUGUAUUCCGUAAAUUAUAUUUUUGCCGCCGAAGAGAUCAGCUAUAGAUGUAAAGACGAACUCUUUGAGAACAAUACGUGUGGUAAAAUCAAUUCAUCAAAAUGUACAGAAUUCGUUUACGACCAACCGAAUAGUUUCGUAGCUGAAUACGACCUAGGCUGUGAGGAAUGGAAAAGAACUUUUGUCGGUACCGCCCAUAGCUUGGGUUAUAUGUUUGGAUUGCCAAUCAUAGGAUCUUUGUCUGACAGGUUAGGUCGAAAAAAAGCCGUUAUCAUAACCGGCGUUUUGGGAGGUCUACUUGGAUUAGCCAAGAGCGCAUCAGCGUGGUACUGGUUGUAUGUUGUAUUCGAGAUCUUGGAAGCUGCCUUUGGCGAUAUUUUCUCCCCUGUUUAUAUUCUAACGGUAGAAAUGGUCGAAACUCGAAAACGCGUUCCAUACUACAUCAUAUCAUUUUUCGGAUUUUCCAUUGGAUGUACAAUAUUGGCCUUUGUCGCAUGGGAAGUACAGUAUUGGCGGACGUUCCUAAGAGUCAUUUACGCACCAUCUUUGCUGUUCAUUUUCUACAGUUUUCUAAUAGACGAAAGCCCGAGAUGGUUAUUAACGAAAGGUAGAAAAGAGGAAGCAGUAAAAACACUACAGAACGCAGCUAAGAAGAACAAGAUAGAGAUAGAUAUAACGGCGCUAGAUAAGAUGGUCUAUGAAGAUGAAAAAGAGAUGGCUCUUACGGAGUUACUGAAAACAACAUUUGCGUCAAAGACUUUAUUGUUGAGAUUUUUCGUUUGCACGACCUGGUGGGCGACCUCGACGUUCGUAAAUUAUGGAAUGACAAUCAACUCGGUAUCAUUACAAGGGAAUAAAUAUAUGAAUUUUGCGAUUGUUGCCAUUAUCGACGGGCCGGGAAACGUGUUAAUAAUGUUUGUUAUGAUGAAAUACAAGAGAAAGAAACCGUUGCUAAUAUCUUUUUUCGUUGGAGCGGCGAUGUAUAUAGUUCAACCAUUCUUGCCACUUAAUCAAACAUGGUUGUCAAUUGUAGUUUACACAUGCGGCAAGCUGGUAUCGUCUUUCUGUUUUAACAUAACAUAUAUGUACACCUCUGAGUUGUUUCCCACACAGACAAGAAAUUCAAUGCAAGCCUUAUGUUCAUCUUUGGGACGGAUCGGGUCCAUACUUGCGCCGCAGACUCCUUUACUGAAGGUAUAUUGGGACGGACUCCCAAUGAUGAUUUUUUGUGGAGCAGCAAUAUUUGCCGGGUUAGCGACUUUCUUAGUGCCUGACACUGCGGGCGAUUCUUUACCUGACACCGUGAGACAAGCUGAAGAGAUAGGCACUAAGAAACUAAGUAAAUAAGUGAUAAAUAAUAUCCUAGAGAGAUCAAAAGUAAAGAGUUGAGAAUCAGUCGCAAUGUUACUAACAAUUUUUUUCUAAUUGUGGCCAAAAAUUGAUUAAAUAUUUAAAAAAAAUGUAGCUUUUUAUUAGUAUUUUUUUCAAUUGUCUACUGGGUUUGUUCUUCACGAUUUAUUGUUUUAAUAAAACGUAGGUAAGGAGAAUUUGUUCCAAAAUAACACGAUCGAACAGUCAACUGUUUUAUUACUUGAAAUAAAGUUAUAGUUAUAAUUAACGCCCUUCAUUUAUUCACUGUUCACUUAUCGCCUGUCUAUUUCUGCUGUGUGUCAAUAUGAGUGGCCGCAUUUAAAUUGUUGAUGACUAUGAGCUUCGGUAACCACUUAAUAUCAGGUGGCCCGUCAGUUCCUCCAUCAGCAAUAACAAAAAGGUUAGUGAUAUGUCGCUGACAUUCCACCGAACAGGCAAUGUACAGCUGCGAUGCCGUCCGAUUAGUCCUGAGGUUGCAUACUAGCCAUAGAUUAUACACUUAUACUAGCGCCCACAGCUGUCUGGGGACAUCGCUAAUUGCUAAUUGUCAUCUGUCAACUGUCAGCGCUCGGGCUGUUGCCACUCUAAAAAAGUCAAAGCGCCGCCACAUAAAUACUUAUUUUUGUUAGCUCAAACAAUUCGAUCCAAUAUUCUAUUUUUAAACCAAGUUUUAAUCUUAGAAAUUGUUAAGUUAAUUAUGUUGCGUUGCAGUGGACAUCGACAAUACCAUUUAUUCGUCCUUAGGGCUCGCGCAAAACACUCGGAGCUCCUGAUAAGCUACCUCACAGACCAGUUUAAGACCAGUUUUUUACUUCAUAGGCUCAAAACAUUAUAAUAUUAUUUAUUAAAUUUUCUGGGAAAUUCUUAAAUAUUUCUUAUAUUGUCUCUAAAGUUUUCUAAAGAGACUCGCGAAAAUCUGAAGCACACACAAACACAACACAAACAUAUGGAAUUAUUGAAAAUAAAAGUUGUGCGUAUACCUGCUGGUGACAGGUAAUUUUCUCCGCGUAUAAAAUAUGUAUUAAGAUACUGAAAAUAGUAUAAAAAUAUCCCGUAUAUUUUGUAUCGUUCGGACUUUGAUCAAACGUCAAAAGAUCUAACGAUCUUUGAAACGAGUUUUUGAGAUUUGUUGGUUAGAUCUUCUCCAAUAUUUUUUUAAUUAGUCAAGAUGUUGUCAGUGACGGGCUCAUUUUUUUUUUCGGGCCGAACAUCCUACUAGUUUCCCGCACCUAGGGGGCGCGCGGCGUAUGUUGGACUUAACGAUCUGCCGAUAUUGGGAGCAGACCGCGGGCCCAAGGAGUUUUAGGGCCCUACCGCACUAAACGACUUCUUGCACUCUUACACCCGACGUCGGUCGGUAUGUUCGUCGACGAAAGCGACGACGACAACGCGGACCGCAUCGCAGUCCGCAGCCGCCGACGUGUCGUCCCAUCCUCCUGGUGCCAGCGCGCUAGACUGAUGGUAGCGUGCGGCGCAGUCUCAACCCCCUCAGGUUACCCCGUGACCAUCACUGGGAGGAGACUGCCUCCUCACAGGGGCUGGAGCUGGACGAACACCUUCUUCCGACCCCCAGCUUGGCGGCGGCGGCACGACGCCGAGAGGGAAGAAGAACUCUCCCUCUCCCGUUUCGUUGCCUCCUUGCUGGACUCGCAGAAGUCGAGCAUCGGCUGCCAGCACUCGUCGCUGCCGAGCAUCGUAGCCACGACGUUUGGAAGUGACAAGUCCGGUCCAGCUCAUUUAUAACGGGUACUUGAGGAUAAAAUAAAAAAAAAAUUCAAAGCAUGAUGGUUCCAACC
Messenger RNA from Bombyx mori (domestic silkworm), 3333 nucleotides. RefSeq names its product organic cation transporter protein. Gene Ontology annotation, biological process: transmembrane transport. NCBI's taxonomy places the organism in Eukaryota, Metazoa, Arthropoda, Insecta, Lepidoptera, Bombycidae. Gene Ontology annotation, cellular component: membrane. The transcript has 7 exons. The record is from RefSeq and is a predicted model, not a curated record. Gene Ontology annotation, molecular function: transmembrane transporter activity. Bases 65 to 1513 code for a protein of 482 amino acids.